Ogataea philodendri is the source of this 591-nucleotide messenger RNA. RefSeq lists its product as uncharacterized. The transcript has 2 exons. The record is from RefSeq and is a predicted model, not a curated record. The coding region runs from base 1 to 591 and encodes 196 amino acids. NCBI's taxonomy places the organism in Eukaryota, Fungi, Ascomycota, Pichiomycetes, Pichiales, Pichiaceae.
AUGUCUGUUUCCGACUCCGAAACGGGCGGAAUAGGGUCCUUAUGGGAAGCAGUGGUGACAUUGGUGGGGGACUCUGUAUUGGACAAGGAGCCCGAAUCGUCCCGUUUCAAAGGGACAGCCGCCGCAGUGAGCGGCGACAAGCUCUUCUCCAAGGCGGCUGACCGUGAUGGCGCGUCGUUGCCAGAUAAAGACAUGGGGCAGAACAAACAAAUGACGGCCCCAUUCCAUGACCUCGUAGAUGAGGGCAAAGUUCGGGGAGAUGAGAGGCGCUCUUUGUUUGAGCAGGUUGUAAGCCUCGUUGUAGCCGAUUUUCUUGGACUUCAUCAUGUAGGCCAAGAUGAGCGACGCAGAGCGCGAGACGCCGCAUUGGCAGUGGAUCAGGACCCGUUUAUUCUGGGCGAGGGCGUCGUCGAUGAUCUGUGUGAGUUUGGGGAAGUCUGCCACGAGUUUGGAGGUGUGAGUCCAUGGGAUGUAGUAGUAUUGGAUAGUUUGGCCGCUGAUGGAGAUUUUGUUUGUCAUUUGGGUUGUGUAAUCUGUGAUUUCCUGUGCCACAUUGAUGAUGACGUCGAAGUCGAUCAAUUGGGUGAUUGA